AUGUCGGAACAGAAUUUGCUCACGCACUCUCGUAAUCAGAAAACAACACCUUUUGGAACAUUUGAUCAGACAUUUGCACAUCGGAUUAUAUCAAAAGAUCCAGAUCCCGAGGCCGAUCAACCGCGACAGGCGUGGUCUAACCAGUUGGAAUUCAUUCUGACAUGUGUAGGAUACGCUGUUGGACUUGGUAACGUAUGGAGGUUUCCGUACCUAUGUUUCAAGAAUGGUGGAGGUGCGUUUUUGAUUCCAUAUUGCAUCUGUCUAUUUUUGGUUGGAAUCCCUAUAUUUUAUCUCGAGCUCAGUUUGGGACAGUUUGCAAGCCUUGGACCUCUAAAAGUAUGGAGUCUAAACCCGUCACUAAAAGGUCUCGGUAUGUGUUUGGUCAUAGUUCCUGCCAUAAUCGCCAUUUACUACAACGUUGUCAUUGCUUACUGCAUCUAUUUCUUCUUUGCGUCGAUGACGUCAUCACUUCCAUGGGUUGCGUGUGACAAUACUUGGAACACAUGUGACUGUAAUGACGGUUCAUUAAAUUUAUCCCUAAGUGAUCCAUGGCAAGGCUCAAGGCCGGACUGCUUAAAUCACACCAUCAAUAAAACAUCGAGUCCGAGCGAGGAAUAUUUCUUCGAGAAGGUACUAGGAGUGACGGGUGGUGUUGGUGAACCCGGUAACGUGAAAUGGGACGUGAUGCUAUGUAACCUGCUAGCAUGGCUGAUUGUCUUCCUGGUGCUUUCCAAGGGUAUUCAGUCUCUGGGAAAGGUUGUUUAUUUUUCGGCUAUAUUCCCGUACGUCCUGUUGACAGUUAUGUUAGUCCGAGGACUCACCCUAGAUGGUUACUACGAUGGUGUUAUGUUCUACAUCACCCCUGACUGGGAUAAAGUUAGCGAUCCGAAUGUUUGGAGCGAUGCAGCCACACAGAUUUUCUUCUCUCUCAGCGCUUGUCAAGGUGGACUUAUUGCGAUGGCUAGUUAUAACAAAUUCAACAACCUUACCCUAAGGGAUGCACUCAUUGUUCCAAUCAUCAACUGUUUGACGAGUUUUUAUGCCGGUUUUGCCAUUUUCUCCGUUCUGGGAUUCAUGGCCUAUUCCAAAGGCGUGUCUGUUGCUGACGUUGCUGCUGGAGGACCAGGUCUAGUAUUUGUUGUGUAUCCAGAAGGCCUUGCACAGAUGUCCGUACCCACAUUAUGGGCCAUCCUCUUCUUCUUCAUGAUGAUGACCCUUGGCUUUAGCUCUCAGUUUUCGAUUGUGGAAGCAGUUUUAACCGGUCUCAUGGAUCAAUUUAGUCGUACCCUUAACACUCGGUGGCGAAAAAUUGGUUUCCGGUUGUUGAUAUGCCUGACAGGUUUCUUGCUUGGACUUCCAAUGGUUACAGAGGGGGGCUACUACAUGUUUGAGUUGACAGACCAUUUCAUCAGUGGGUUCCCCAUGCUUUUCAUCGGACUUACUGAGCUGAUUGCCAUUAAUUAUAUUUACGGAUUUGGGAAUUUUAAAAAAGACAUUGAAAUGAUGAUUGGCAGAAACAUCUGUGUCACAAUUAGUUUUUAUUUCUUUGGACUGAUGUGGUGUGUUGUUUCUCCUAUAGGUUUGACGACGGUUAUAAUAGCGAAGAUCAUUGAGUCGGAGCCUUUUGUGUCCGACGGAUAUCGGUACCCAGACUGGGCCCAGGCCAUAGGAUGGAUGAUCGUUGCUGCCGCUCUUAUCUGCAUGCCCCUUUGGUAUAUUGUAUACUUGUGGAGGAAUGGUCUGGGUUCGCUCUGCCGAAAAAUCAAUUCGCCUUCGAGUACAUGGGGACCUGCUCUUCCUGAAAAUAGAACCGGUCCAAGAUAUUCUAAAACGGUCGAGAUGUCCCCUGUAGAUCUGGAGGGAGGCGUAUAUCAGCCAAAAGGCCAGGUCAUAUCUUUUGAACCAGGAGAACCACGCGGCUACGGGAAUGGUGCCUUCACUCGAACUACAACAGAACCUUCCGCACCCGAGCUGCCGAAUGGGGGAACAAAUACAUCAUACGAACCUGACAAUAACGGAUAUGUUAACGCAGCCUUCUCUCAUCAGGAAACAUCGGAAAAACCAGACAACACGACAAAAUUUUGA
Messenger RNA from Ylistrum balloti, 2085 nucleotides. Its product is annotated as sodium- and chloride-dependent glycine transporter 1-like. Gene Ontology annotation, biological process: sodium ion transmembrane transport. Lineage: Eukaryota; Metazoa; Mollusca; Bivalvia; Pectinida; Pectinidae. Gene Ontology annotation, cellular component: membrane. The transcript is spliced from 15 exons. The coding region runs from base 1 to 2085 and encodes 694 amino acids. The record is from RefSeq and is a predicted model, not a curated record.